AGCAGGAGAGCAGGUUAAAAUGGAGAAGGUGCUGGGACUGGCGGUAUUGUCGAGUAUUUUCUGUGUCGGCUCCGUUGUUGGAAAAUAUGUCAGAGGAAUCGUCAACACGAAAGAGGACUGGCUCUUCCUGACCCGCUUCUGCUUCCUGACCAACUUUGGCAGGUUGGACUUCAGAUUCCGCUACCCAAAGUCACGCUGCUGUCAGAACAUAUUGCUGUACUUUGAUGACAGCUCCCAAUGGCCAGCAGUGUACAAAAGGCCAGAUAAGGACUGCUACCAGAGGGAGGCCGUGCUGCGGCCAGAGAAUAAUCAGGUCAUCAACCUCACCACCGACUACAAGUGGUCAGGCUGCGCGGUGGAGGUGGAGGGCGAUGAGGAGACUCUGAGCUGUGUGGGAGGCCGCAGUUUCCGCUCGGUCAGAGAGAGGUGGUGGUACAUCGCUCUCAGCAAGUGCGGGGGAGAAGGACUGCUGUUGGAGUACGAGUUGAAGCUAACCAACGGACAGUCCUUCUGGACUCAGCAUUUCUCAGCGGAUGAGUUUGGGAUCCUGGAGACAGACAUCACCUUCCUGGUGGUCUUCAUCGUUGUCUUCACCCUCUCCUGCUACUUUGCACAUAACCUAAAGGGAAGACAGCUUCUCCAUACAACCUAUAAGAUGUUUAUGACUGCGGCAGGAGUGGAGGUCCUCAGCCUGCUCUUCUUCUGCUCCUACUGGGGCCUGUAUGCCAGGGACGGAGUGGGUAACGGCAGCCUGAGAAUGAUGGGGAAAUUAUUGUUCUCUGUCAGUUUCUUGAUCUUCCUGCUUAUGCUGAUUCUACUGGGAAAAGGCUUCACGGUGACCAGGGCGCGCAUCAGCCACAGUGGCUCUGUGAAGCUGUCCAUCUACAUGACCAUCUACACCAUCACCUACAUCAUCCUCUUCAUCUACGAGGCAGAGUUCUUUGAUCCGGGAGAGGUCCUGUAUGCGUACGACAGUCCAGCCGGCUACGGUCUGAUGGGGCUGCAGCUGCUGGCGUACGUGUGGUUCUGCUACGCCGUGCUGGUCUCGCUCAAGCACUACCCCGAGAAACAGCCCUUCUACAUCCCCUUCUUCUCCGCGUAUACUCUCUGGUUUUUUGCUGUGCCCGUGAUGGCGCUGAUUGCCAACUUUGGGAUCCCUCGCUGGGCCCGGGAGAAGAUCGUCAACGGCAUCCAGCUGGGCAUCCACCUCUAUGCCCACAUCGUCUUCCUGGCCAUCACACGGCCCUCUGCGGCCAAUAAGAAUUUCCCCUACCACGUGCGGACGUCCCAGAUCGGUAUCCUACUGUCCAGCCCGAAGGGCACGGCGGGAGAGAGCUUCCCGCACCACGCCUACGGAAACAGCUCCUUUCUGGGCGACUCUCAGCCCAACUUCACUGAGCUCUUCUCCAUCAACGCCGGCCCGAUGAAGACCGUGGACGAGGCAGCGGUGGUGCGCAAGAGCCAGGAGGUGCCGCGGAACAGCGAGCAGAAGAUCAUCACCACCACGGCCGACCUCAUCUCCAACCUGACCCCUCCGCCUCCGCCCGUGCCCCCCCGCAUCGCGGUGCACUCGCCACCCACCCUCCGCCUCUCCUCCCACUUCACCGAGUACUUUAGCAUGCAGGGAGGGGCAGGCCAAGGGUCCAAAGCUUAGGCUUAGAGAGAGAGAGAGAGAGAGAGAGAGAGAGAGAGAGGAAGGUCAAGGGGCAGACAGAUGUAAAGGGAUGGAUGGAUGGAUGGAUAGAUAGAUAGGUGGAUAGAUAGAUAGGUGGAUGUAUGUGUGUGUGUGUGUGUGUGUGUGUGUGUGUGUGUGUGCGUGUGCGUGUGCGUGUGUGUGAGCGUGAGAAUGAGAUGGCAUGGAGUGCCUGUAAUAGAGCGAGUGCGUGUAGUUUGCUGGGCAGAGUCUUCAAAAAAUCCAUUUUCACUUUUGUGCGUGCACGUAUAUUUCUUUGACUUUUUCCGCGGUCCGAAGCAACAGGAAAGCGAAGCGAUGGAGGUGAGCAUGGGAAAGGAAGUGAGCUGUGGGGUGGGGAGAGGAAAAGUCAGGAAGUCGACUCCACUUCAAAGUGCAAAGCUUGUUAAAGGAUAAAGAAGCAAUAAAUAUUUCAGUGGGACCAGGGAGUGCCUGGGAGGAGCUGAAGGACGGCCAUCAAAGAUUCAUGGGAAGAGCCAGGAGGAGUAGCGCUGAGCUUAAACGCGUACAACGUGACGUGACGAGAACCUCCAUGAGUAUGCGAAAUCACGCAGAGAAAACAGUAAAGACAGGGAUGCAAACGAAACGCUAACUCCCAUCAUCUUUUGUUUUGUGUUGCUUUUUGAAUUUGGUUGAGUUCCUCGUGGUGCUGUGGUCAUUCUAAGAGACUCUCAUUGCCAUUGCAAUAGAACAGUGACUAUGAAGUUAUUUACCUCCUUCGUCUAAAACUAUUUGUAAAGUUUUGUUUUUAUACACUUGUUUGCAAUGGUGUUGUCAGUGAACAUCAUAAGUGUGUCCAGUUAGUUUGUAUUUAUUUUGCACCUGACUUGUUAUGAAUCUGAGCAGUAUGUGGAGUCUGCAGGGUCAGGUUUAUCAGACUCUUACAGUGUGUCUCAGACCAGCAUGCUUUUCUUACGCGUGUCUAAGCUAACUCCUUAUGCUGAUCUGAAGACUUUGCAAAUCCUCCUGCUAUCCAAUUUUGUGUAUACAGUAAAUUGUAUAGGCUGUACAUAUAUUUUCUAUAAUUUAUCAGAAUAUUUGUUUCAAAUGGAAGUCAUAAUUGUUGUCAAGGUUUUUUUUUUUUUAGUUUAAUAAUGAAAAGAGCUGUUAAUUUGUAAUGCUGAUAUAUCCCGGUUUUUAGAUGUCUAACAGAAUCACAGUAACAGUAUAUUUCAAUCUAAAUGUUGAUCUCCUUCUGUAACACAGGAGAGCUAGGAGAAAAAUGUAUUCUGUGGGUCUGAAGUUGAAUGGUCCAUCUCUCCGUAGCCAUCAUGUGAUGUGGAGUCUUUAUCCUUAGCUUCAGUGUAAUGGCAAUUGUUUGGACACAGUCCCAAGAGAUUGGAAUUGCAGUGCUAGUAGUUCUAUAACCUGUUGCAUUACAUUCUUAACUGCAUGGUGCACUUUAAAGUUACCUUGUUUCUCUCACUCAUGUUUAUUCAUGCCAAUGCAACUAUAAUGCAAUGUAAUGCAUUAUUUCAUGUGUUAAGGGUCAAGUAUGUUUUAUUUGUAAAUGUGUUUACUAUUUUCAUAUGUAUCUAUAAAUAUUUCAUAAUUUGUGACUCCUUCGCAGAAGUGUUCAAACUGUAUUUAUGUCAACAGCAUAACUUACCAUGCGUAGUGUUUAUUUGACUUCAAGAUAGAUAGGCUGGUACGUUAUGUGUAUAAUGACAUAUUUAUAAAGAGAGGUAUUAUUUAGUGUUCAUACACAGAAGUCAUACUUGAAUUAGACUAUGUGGUACUCUGUUGGGAAAGCUUUUUUCCCUUUCUUUUUUCAGAUUGUGCGUUCCCUUGUUUUUCAUUAUACCCAUAUAAGUCCAGAUGGUCUUAAUCUAUUGGCUGAUGUUUUGACAACUAAACAAUUUAUGAUUUGAUAUUAAUGAUUGAUACCCAGAGAGGUAAUCUAAGGAAUGAUGCACAGAUAAGGACGCAGUCACUUUACAAAUGUUGCCUACUAUAGAAAACAGCACAGUAACAAGAGGGGUAGAAAGCACGUCAGAAUGAGCCUGUAAAGAGCACACUACUGUUCACAAAGACUUAGACAAAUACUGUUUUAAGUGUCAAAUGGAAUUUACCUGAAGCAGCUGUAUGUACACU
Sardina pilchardus (European sardine) is the source of this 3787-nucleotide messenger RNA. It is a transcript of the gene tmem145, whose product is annotated as transmembrane protein 145. The transcript is spliced from 15 exons. The record is from RefSeq and is a predicted model, not a curated record. NCBI's taxonomy places the organism in Eukaryota, Metazoa, Chordata, Actinopteri, Clupeiformes, Clupeidae. Gene Ontology annotation, biological process: G protein-coupled receptor signaling pathway; response to pheromone. The coding region runs from base 20 to 1654 and encodes 544 amino acids.